Spodoptera exigua (beet armyworm) is the source of this 1850-nucleotide messenger RNA. The record is from the annotation of a GenBank genome assembly. NCBI's taxonomy places the organism in Eukaryota, Metazoa, Arthropoda, Insecta, Lepidoptera, Noctuidae.
UACGCUUGUCCUAGGGAAAUUGUUCAAGUUUUUUUAUUUUAUUGGUGUAAAAUUAAAUACUCUACAAAGAAAAUGCAGAGAGAACACAGAGAAGCAAUUCGAAGUAAUUUUACCUCCCUGGUGGAGCGUACAGAUCUGGAUUCAGUCGUUACAGCUUUGUAUGAAAAAGGAGUCUUUUCCGAGCAAAUGAUCGAACCGUUCAGGAACAAUUCUGAGUUAGAAAGGGAUCGCAAACGUCGGCUCUACAUGGAUGUAACUCGUCGAGGACCUCAUGCAUUUGCCCAUCUGGUAGACGCUUUAGGAGAACUAGGAUAUUGGGACUUGGUGCGCGAUCUGGACCCUGAUAGUCCAUUCUCUUUCUCAAGCCAACAAAGAUUUAACCCCAUUCCCCAACCUACAACCCGAACAAGAACAGCAGACAAUGAUAACUUUCACAGUCUCAGCACAUCAAACAGGCCCCGGGCAGAACCCAAUAGAAACAGCACGCAGUUACAGUCAGCACCGCCGCCGCCUCCGCCUGCCGUUGACAAUGACAACUCGCCCGAGAAGGUCACUGCGCCGCCAUUUAUUGUCAAGAAAAGCACAAAAUUUAUGGAAGAUGAUGACACUAAAGAUCUGAAGCUGUACAGAACUCGCGGCCGCAACCGUGGCAUCUUGCUCGACUUCACGUACACAGAGUUUGACAACAAUAUCGAAGAGUUCCGCAAUGGCGUCGACGUCGAUUGCAACAACCUCAAAUACCUGUUUGACGAACUUGGCUUCCGUAGGCUGGGAUACCUCAACCUUACCAAAACAGAGACGAUGGAGACGCUAAAGUCUCUGAACAACGUGUUAGUGAACAUAGAGAGCGUGUUCAUCGUGGUGUCGUCGCACGGGUACGAGCGGCCGCACUCGUCCGACACCGACGUGCGCUGCAAGGACGGCCAGCUCAUCUCGCUGUACGACAUCAUGACCUACUUCAACAACCGCAACAUGCCCGCUCUCAUCGGGGUCCCCAAAGUGUUCAUCUUCCAAAUGUGCAGAGGCAGCAGCGCGGACUACGCGUGGCAAAGCAGCAGUGCGCACGCGCCGGCGCAGAUGCCGAUGCCGGCCGGCGACGUGGUGUACGACGGCCAGCCCAUGGCGCCCGCCAGCGCCGCCACCUCCGCGCUGCACCUGUACGACCGGCCGCGCCAGACGCCGCUCUACUCCGACAUACUCAUCGCGCACUCCACGCUGCCCGGGCUCGUGGCGCACCGUGACGGCAAGCUCGGGUCGUGGUACAUCCAAGCACUGUGCGAGGUGUUCGCUGCGCGUGCGCACGACUGUCACGUGGAGAAACUGUUCACGUUAGUUGACAAGCGCAUGCAGGACAAAUUCAAGGUGCAGACCUCCUCGGUGGACCGCUGGGGCUUCAACAAGAGACUGUAUCUGCACCCUGGCCUCUACGAGUAAUGAGCUGGUACAUUAGGUACGCAGCGUCUGGGUUGUUUCACAGCAAUUUGACUGAUAUGUCUUCCACAGAGAUAGAUUUUAAACGUAUUAAUGCUUCUAUUUUCUUUUGUAAAAAGCCAAUAAAUUUAAACAAAAAUCCUCACUUUAUCAGAGGAGGAGAAGGAGAGGUCUGACAUAAUUAUAUGUGAUUAUUAUUAAUGAUAUAUUAAUCUACUUUUUUAUAAAUAUGGGCAUGUGAUACUACACCAGUAACUAGUAAAUACUAGUAGGUAAUAGUCGUAGAAUCAAUCCAGCUAUCAUAUUUUAGGAUAGAUGAAUAGUGCCAAAUAUGCAGUUUGUAAAAUACCUAAUAUCCAUUGCCUCAAUUAAGUUCUUUUAAAUUGUGUUGCCUAACUAUUGUAUUAUUUUAGCAAUUA